This is a messenger RNA of Epithele typhae, 1803 nucleotides long. RefSeq lists its product as uncharacterized. The record is from RefSeq and is a predicted model, not a curated record. The transcript has 3 exons. Lineage: Eukaryota; Fungi; Basidiomycota; Agaricomycetes; Polyporales; Epitheliaceae. The coding region runs from base 1 to 1803 and encodes 600 amino acids.
AUGACCGCCGUCGUCGAUACCCUUCCCUUCCCUUCCUUCGCAGACACCGUUCCCGCCGCCGACCUGGAAUCAUUGCGUGGCCUGUCGGAUGUCGCCGUCCGCGCACGGGUCGUCGCUCGCGCUGAAGAAUAUCGACGCAUCGCGCUGGCUCUCCUCUCGAUCUACAACUCCAUCGCACCCAUCCACCGCACCUGCCCGAACGAAAUCCUCUCCGAGGUCCUCUCGCACUGUUGGCAGGACAAGCGCACGUCCACCUCCUUCACUUGCGCUCAAGACGCCGAAGCUGUGGCAGGCAGCCAUUCCAGACCCCGACUCGAGCCACCCGCUUCCUUCAACACCCGCCAGCUGCGCAGAAAUAGGCGUGGCGCAUUCGCAGCGUCCGUGUUUAAAUGGUCUUCACCCGAGCCUAUCCGCGUCAAGAUCAAUCUUCUCAUGAAUGCCGCGGUAAACGCGCUUGCUCCGCAUGCUGCUCGACUUGUCGAUCUGUACGUCCACCUCACCGGCGCCGGGCAACUGGCUGCUCUGUGCAAGAUUAUAGAAAAGGGAACACCCAGGCUUGAAGUCCUCGGAAUCGCGUUCGUGGGACGCGUUGGGAAAUACGACGACUGGACCAAUGCAGACAUCGACGCAGAUACACACUGGACCGUCGCAAAUGACCUCUGCAAAUGGAGGGGAAAAGCUUGGCGCAUCGCCUUCGCCGUCGUCCCGCGCCUUCACACCCUCCGCUGCAUCCCCGUCGACAUCUUCCCGUACUUCACCUGUCCCACACUACGCGAGCUGUGCUUGACCCCCUCACGAUCGACCCAAAACCACGUCGCGGCGUUGGCUCAUGCCCUGAGACAGUGCCCGAACCUGACUCACCUGACGUGGUGCCUGAAUGGCGAACGUACCGACGACACUGACGACGAGGACGAAAACGGGGGUAGCGUGGAUAUUGUCGACACUUUCUUUCCCAGCUUCUCUCCUUCAGUUUGGCAAGAUGCCGGAACGGUCGAUCUACCCGCUCUGCAAUCGCUGGUCUUCAACGUCCAAACACAUCCAAUGAUGGCCGCUUAUGUCUCCCUUUUCUCCCUCCCACUUCCUCCACACACUGAGGUCGUGGUGGAUGACUCCACCGUCUGGGAGUUGUCCAGAUCGGUGCAACUCGCGGAGUGGAUGAAAACCGUCGACGCUGUCCGAUUCACGCUGCGAUCUUCAUCCGGUAUACGCGCAAAUAGUAUCAAUCCUCCCGAAAUCAUCACCAUGUUCCGCCAGGUCAAUGGCACCGUGAUCACCCACCUCGUCCUCCGGCAGACAUGGCCGAUCGUAAACUGUGGUAGCGACAAAUUCGUUCUCCACGCGUUCCCACACCUCGUCUCCCUCGAGGUCGCUGGCCCAUGCAUCGCAUCAACCCUGGCAGCACUACGAUCAAAGCAUGUCGAAGGGCCUCACGAGCUCACAUGUCCUCGCCUGGAGACUCUCGUCGUGACCUUUCCUCUGCCGCUGCAAGCGCGAGGAGAUGUGGGGAAGAUGAUGACUACCGGUCUGGCGGAGUGGGAAGAGAAGCUUGCGGGAAGCCUGAGGUCGUGGAGCUCAGACCUCGAGAGAAUGCUCGGUCGACGAGCGGUGGCGGGGUAUCGUCUGAAGCAUCUCGAGUGGAAGGGAUGGGAGUGGGAUACGAAUCUCAGACUCGAGUUCCCUCCGUCAGCGGUUGUCCGCACGGACUUCCCGAACCCGACGCUGUACAAUCAGGCGGGGUUGGAGCAGUGGGUCGACGGUGUGGUCGUCUUUGGCGGGAUUACAUACCAGGCUUCGUCGGAAUAG